GUCCUUUCUUUUCAUAUCCAAGCGCUCUCUCUCUCUUUCAACAAAGGCAGCAGAAGCAGAUUCUCUCAACAGCUGGGAGCCAUCCAAAUGCAAAACCUUCAUUAAUUCCUUUCGAUUACAACGAACACAAAUCAAAUUUGUAACAUUUAAGCAUUAUUUUUGAGGAAAACAGAAAAAGAGGAGAAAUGGCAUUGAGACUUCCUCAUUUUGAUUUUUUCAGACUCUCUCACUUUUCCACAGCAAUUCCCAUUACAGCUAGUGCUACUACUCUCAGCCAUUUCGUUUCUCUCUCAUCCCCUUCGCUUGGACACGGAAGAUUUGCCGCUUCCUGCUACCGUUCUGUACGGAUAAAAAAGUUUCUAAUUGGAUUUGACGGACCACAGCAAAAUAUAGAGGAAUUGGGAGAUGGCAUCCAGAUGUUAGGUUCAGAUGAGGAAGUCUCGACUCAGAUUCCAACUCAAGCCCAGUCUCUUGUUGAAGGGUCUGCAGCUGUUAUGGUGUCUGAGUAUAGACCUGCCCCUGAUGUAGACUACCUACAGGAAUUACUGGCAAUUCAACAACAAGGCCCCAGAGUAAUUGGUUUCUUUGGCACACGAAACAUGGGGUUUAUGCACCAAGAACUUAUUGAGAUUCUAAGCUAUGCGCUGGUCAUAACUCAAAACCAUAUCUUCACUUCAGGAGCAUCAGGGACUAAUGCUGCUGUUAUUAGAGGAGCUCUCCGAGCUGAAAAACCAGAACUGCUAACGGUGAUACUUCCACAAAGUUUGAAAAAGCAGCCUCCAGAGAGUCAGGAGUUACUUUCUAAAGUAAAACAUGUGAUAGAGAAGCCUUACAAUGAUCAUCUUCCGUUGAUAGAGGCUAGCAGGCUGUGUAACAUGGACAUCAUCUCUCAAGUGCAGCAGGUCAUCUGUUUUGCCUUUCACGACAGUAGGUUGCUCAUGGAGACGUGUCAAGAGGCGAAGAACAUGCGGAAGAUUGUUACUCUUUUCUAUCUGGAUUGAUCGAGGCUUUGCUCGCCGAAUUCAUAACCUGAAAUCUUGUUUUGCUUGUAGAGUAGAAAGCGCAAAACAGAUGCUUUUUUUGUUGUAUCCAGAUUUUAGAGAAAUUUGAAAUAUGUGGCCCAACCCCUCCAAAUAUUUGGGUGGAAUAUCA
Messenger RNA from Salvia splendens (bonfire salvia), 1152 nucleotides. RefSeq lists its product as uncharacterized. The record is from RefSeq and is a predicted model, not a curated record. The transcript is spliced from 6 exons. The coding region runs from base 186 to 1001 and encodes 271 amino acids. Lineage: Eukaryota; Viridiplantae; Streptophyta; Magnoliopsida; Lamiales; Lamiaceae.